Messenger RNA from Puccinia triticina, 1263 nucleotides. RefSeq lists its product as uncharacterized. The record is from RefSeq and is a predicted model, not a curated record. Bases 1 to 1263 code for a protein of 420 amino acids. The transcript has 3 exons. NCBI's taxonomy places the organism in Eukaryota, Fungi, Basidiomycota, Pucciniomycetes, Pucciniales, Pucciniaceae.
AUGGCCGCUAGGACGGAGCCUUGGGUUUGCGUGUUUGGAUCGAAUUUAUUCCAUCAACUGGACCCGGAUGAUAGGACGAACUCAACGAAGAAAAUUGGACAUCCAAGAAACUUGAAGGACACGAGGAUUCCAAGUGAGACAUCGGUAGAAGUUCUUCUUGUGACCGAUUCACAAACCCUGGUUCACUAUUACAAGUCGGGCGAAAGCACUUCAGAAUCAAGUUACCUGGAAAUUUGGGGCUUUGACGGCGAAAAUCAAUCAAGCGUCAAAAAUAUUCGAAUACAACAUCCGGUCGAUCAAGUAAAACAAUGGCUUGGGACGACCACAAUUCUGGGUUAUCUCGCAAAAGACGGAACGAUCAACCCGUUCAAUUUGAUGAAGGCCCAAGCUUCGAAUGAGUCUCCAGAAAGAAUUAACUUUAAUUUAAUAGGCAACUCCCCGCGCUAUCAAGCCGUUACGAUCAGUGACAAUGGAGAAGUCUUGGCCGCCUUGUCAGCUGAAGGUAGUCGGACGUUCGAUUUGAAAACAGAAAAGCAACUAUCUCAUCAUCUCGAACUGUGGCCAGGUUUUCAAGAGCUACUAGACUUUUGUCAUGAUGGCGUCAAACCCAAUUCUAACCCGAAAUCCAUCAAGUUGGAAAGCUCCCUGCUGGGGCAGACGGAAAUACAACUUUCCUCGGGUGCUUCACACUUCCUUAUACUAACUCACACGCCCUCCACGCUGAAUCAUCGACCGGAAAAUGAUGAUCCCGAUUACCAUUCCACCUUGUAUACUUUUGGCGAUAACAGGUUCGGCCAACUAGGAAUUGGAUCUCGUUCGGUUUCAGUUGAUGAACCUCAGAGGAUCGAAAAUCUUCCAGCUCUAUCAAGCAUCGAUUGCGGCUUAUUCCACAGUCUGGCCCUGGGUAAAGGUGGCGAACUUUACACUUUUGGUCACAAUCGAAAAGGCCAAUGUGGUGUCGGGAGCUCAAAGAUUGACACAACAACUCCUAUCUUGAUUGAUCUUGGAGGAAAUGGGGAGGCUGGCGACAUUAUCGACGUGAUUGACGCCCGCUGUGGAAGUGAACAUACUGUGGUACUGGCUUCUUCUGGAGUCUGGGUAACAGGUUCAAAUGCUCUUGGUCAAUUAGGAAUGAAACACUCAGGCUCCCACUUUGAAUUCCAGCGGAACAAAAACGUCCCAACGGAAUAUCACGAAAACAUGUCGACAGCGUUGAACAUUCAAACUGGCCGGUGGAACACUUUGGUUUGGAGGAACUCAUGA